AUGAGUUACUAUGAUAUAUUAAAUAAGCAAAAUUUAACAUUGCCAGAGGUUGAUACAUUUGAAUCUGUUCCAUCCACACCUUCAAUGAUUGAAAAUGAUUUAAAAGAGUCAGAUGACAGUGAAGGUGAAUUUUGUGAAAUAGAUAAUGACAAUAAUGUUUAUUUUAACAAAAAUAACAAAGACAAGUUUUUAAAUUUAUUUGAAUUGGCAAGAGAUGUGGAAAAUUUGGAAAAAAUUGCAGAUGAUGAAAAUAAUGUUAGUGAUGAUGAAUUUGAAAUCAUGAUUGAUAAAACAACUGACAGUUGCAAUUUUCAUCAAGAAUAUGCAGUAAUGUGUUAUAAUGAAUCAGAUGAAACAGGGAUUUUGCCAGGUUCAUUGGAAAUUGUGAAGAUUCAAUUAUCACACCAAGACAAUGCUUAUUUUGUGACCACAAUUUUUAUGUAUUAUCAUGUGGAAAAAGUUGCACAGUACAUACAUGGAAUUUUACUUGGAAAAGAUUUGAUUGUACCAUGCAUAACUCAGCAUACAUUCUCAGUGAUGAAUAAUAAUAUUUUGCCAGUAUUUGAAAAAUUCAUUACCUAUCAUCCACAUUAUAUAUGUCUUUCAUGCUUUGAAAAGAAUGGAGGUCAUGUUCAUAUACCUACAGGAAAAGGCCUAAAUAAAAAAUAUAACCAUGCAUUAAAAGAGAAUGUUUUAUCAAAACUUGUGUCUGUUUUAAAUGUUUAUUCAAACAAAAACAACAAUUUAUUUUUUUUGAAUAACCACACUCUAAAUUUAUUGAAUCCUCUGAUCAUCAAAGCUUUGUUAAAACUUGGUAAAGCUGAUAAAUUAAUUUUAAAGCAGAAAAAAAAUCCUGUUAACCCUGGUGGAUGUUUUCAAUUCGGUCAAAGUCUGAGGAAAUCAUUAUAUCAUUCUAGAGAAUUGGUUAAAAAAAAUGAACAAUGUUUAACUAAUCCCAGUUCCCUAAUCAAAUAUCACAAGGUCUUCCCAGAUACCAUUAAAGAAUUCUUUAAUGCAAGUCUUUGUAGGCAUCCAAAACUUCUAUCUUCUCUGCAUGCAAUCCUUAGAGUUGUAUAUGUUAUUCCUCAUACUCAAAAAUAUGAAGGACUCUUGGAAAUCAAAAGAAUGCACCAAACAGUUUCCAAACAUGAUCUUUCAAAUGGUCCAAAAACUUGA
Messenger RNA from Entrophospora candida, 1176 nucleotides. The record is from the annotation of a GenBank genome assembly. Lineage: Eukaryota; Fungi; Glomeromycota; Glomeromycetes; Entrophosporales; Entrophosporaceae.